Messenger RNA from Vespula pensylvanica (western yellowjacket), 989 nucleotides. RefSeq names its product NADPH-dependent aldo-keto reductase, chloroplastic. Gene Ontology annotation, molecular function: oxidoreductase activity. NCBI's taxonomy places the organism in Eukaryota, Metazoa, Arthropoda, Insecta, Hymenoptera, Vespidae. The transcript is spliced from 6 exons. The record is from RefSeq and is a predicted model, not a curated record. The coding region runs from base 111 to 989 and encodes 292 amino acids.
GUCAAUUAGUAUUGUAUCAAACAAUUCAUGCCGUAUGGCCAUUGUGUCUAAAACCCGGUGCAUAUAAUUUAUAAUUUCUCUUUUUAAACAAUUAGUAAACGAAUUAGAAUAUGAGUAUUGCCAGUGAAUGUAUUCAACUUUCAAGUGGUUAUAGUAUGCCACUUAUUGGAAUUGGAACUUAUAAAAUACAUGGCAAGGAAACUAUUUACGAGGUAAUCGAUGAAAGCUUGAAAGUAGGUUUUAAAUCGAUUGAUACAGCAGCAGUAUAUAGAAACGAAGAAGAAAUUGGUGAUGCUUUAAAGGAAUUAUUACCUAAAUAUAAUCUCCGAAGAGAAGAUAUCUUUGUCACUACUAAAUUAGCACCCAGUGAAAAUGGAGAUCCAGAAGGUAUACAACGAUCGGUUUUAAAAUCUCUCAAAUCGCUUGGUCUUUCUUAUAUUGAUUUAUAUUUGAUACAUUGGCCUGGAGCUGCACGCAUUCCUGAAAAUUCUCAACAAAAUAAAGAUUUGCGUGCUUGUACCUGGGAAAAACUAGUAGAAUUACAUAACCAAGGUUUAAUAAGAUCUAUUGGUGUUUCUAAUUAUACUGUAGAUCACUUAAAACAAUUAUUGAAUAAUUAUUACGGUGUAAAACCUGCAGUUAAUCAAGUGGAAUGUCACCCGCAUUAUCGUCAAGAGGAAUUAAUUAAAUUUUGUAAUGCAGAAGGAAUACAUAUACAAGCAUAUUCCUCUUUAGGUACAAGUACCAAUACAAAUCUUCUUAAAGAUCCUGUUAUUAAUAUUAUUGCUUCAGAGAUUAAUAUAUCUCCAGCAAGAUUAUUAUUGAAAUGGGCUUUACAACAAGGCAUUGGUGUCAUUCCCAAGGCUGUAAAAAAAGAACAUAUACGAGAUAACAUAAAUUUAAAUUUUAUUAUUGAUGCGAAACAAAUGAAAAUUUUAUCAAGUCUCCCACAAAUUAAAUAUGCAUGGGAUCCAAAAAAUGUUUAUUAA